Molecule: messenger RNA, 474 nt
Organism: Tupaia belangeri chinensis (Chinese tree shrew)
Lineage: Eukaryota; Metazoa; Chordata; Mammalia; Scandentia; Tupaiidae
Product: 40S ribosomal protein S11
Exons: 1
Coding region: 1-474 (157 amino acids)
Biological process (GO): translation
Cellular component (GO): ribosome; cytosolic small ribosomal subunit
Molecular function (GO): structural constituent of ribosome
Source: RefSeq, a predicted model, not a curated record
AUGGCAAAUAUUCAGAUGGAACAUGCUUACCAAAAGAAGCUAAUCAUCUUCCAAAACGAGAAGAGGGUCCUGCUGGGAGAAACUGGCAAGGAGAAGCUUCCAAGAUACCACAAGAACAUUGGUCUGGACUUCAAGACUCCCAAAGAGGCCAUCGAGGGUACUUAUAUUGACAAGAAAUGCCCCAUCACUGGUAAUGUGUCCAUUCAAGGACAGAUCCUAUCUGGUGUGGUGACUAAGAUGAAGAUGCAGAGAACCACCAUCAUCCGCCGGGACUACCUCCACUACAUCCCCGAGUACAAUCGCUUCAAGAAGCACAAGACUAUGUCUGUGCACCUGUUCCCCUGCUUCAGGAACGUCCAGAUUGGCGACAUCAUCGCGGUGGGCGAGUGCCAGCCCCUGAGCAAGACCAUGCACUUCAUCAUGCUCAAGAUCACCAAGGCCGCUGACACCAAGAAGCAGUUCCAGAAGUUCUGA